CAACUACAUUAGUGUGCCCUAAAAAGGAAGGCAGUGUUGACUCGUGUCUGUACCGUGUUUGUUGUGUUUCGCGCAAACGAUCUCGUGCCAUGUUCACCGCCAAUUGGUGGAUAAAUGUCAUUACGCCAUGUACAAUAAUAGUUACGAUCGCUUAUUAUUUCUGCGUGUCGACCUUCAAGAAAUGGGAAAAGCUAAACGUGCCUUACAUUAAACCGAUUCCGUUGUUUGGAAACUUUUUGAAUAUAGCCUUGGGAAAGGAACAUCCGUUGGAAUUUUACAACAAAAUCUAUUACGAGUUCGCCGGUCGCAAAUAUGGAGGAUUGUUCCAGAUGAGGACGCCUUAUUUAAUGGUUCGCGAUCCAGAAAUAGUCAACGAUGUGAUGAUAAAAGACUUCUCGUCUUUCCCCGACCGUGGUAUUUACUCGGAUUUUGCGGCCAAUCCGUUGUCGAACAACCUGUUCUUCAUGGAAAAUCCUCAAUGGAAAACAAUAAGAAACAAAUUGAGCCCCGCCUUCACGUCGGGAAAGCUGAAGACGAUGUACGAUCAGAUCAAAGAGUGCGGCGACGAAUUAAUGAAAAACAUCGAUAUGGAUAUGGUUAAAAACGGCGACGAAAUAGAAGUAAAGGACAUCCUGGGAAAGUAUUCGACCGACGUCAUCGGCACUUGCGCUUUUGGGCUCAAGUUGAACGCCAUAAAUGACGACGAAUCCCCAUUUCGUAAGUAUGGCAAAUCGAUAUUCACACCUUCACUAAGGACUCUUUUCAGAGAAUUGUGUUUGAUGAUUACUCCUGCACUUUUGAAAGUCGUAAGAGUGAAAGAUUUUCCAACGGCUGCCACUGACUUUUUUCACGCGGUGUUUAAAGAAACAAUGACGUAUAGACUUGAAAACAAAAUAGUCAGAAAUGACUUCGUUCAAUGUUUAAUGCAAGCAAGAAAUGAUUUAGUUUUGAAUACCAAUUUACCUAAACAUGAAAAAUUCACUGAAUCACAAAUUGUAGCAAAUGCUUUUGUGAUGUUUGCUGCCGGGUUUGAAACUGUAUCCACUACUGUAAGUUAUUCUUUAUAUGAAUUAGCAUUAGAUAAAUCUAUUCAAGACAGAGCACGCGAAGAGAUUCAACUAAAACUGUCCAAAAAUGACGGACAAAUCAACCAUGAAUUUUUGAUGGAUCUUAAUUACUUGGAUAUGGUUAUAGCGGAAACGCUCCGUAAGUACCCUCCACUGGUUGCUUUGUUUAGAAAAGCAUCACAAACAUAUAGAAUACCCAACGAUUCUUUAAUAAUUGAAAAGGGCCAAAAAAUAAUAAUUCCAAUUUAUGCAAUGCAUUACGAUAGUAAGUAUUACACGGACCCUGAAAAGUUUAUUCCUGAAAGAUUUUCAGCUGAAGAAAAAGCAAAACGGCCAAGUGGCAUUUAUUUUCCAUUUGGCGACGGACCUCGAAUGUGUAUAGGAAAACGUUUCGCAGAGAUGGAAAUGAAAUUGGCUUUUGUUGAAAUAUUAACCAAAUUUGAAGUAUUUCCAUGUGAAAAAACAGAAAUUCCACUAAAAUAUGCUAAUAAAGUUUUAACAUUGAUGCCAAAACAUGGGAUUUGGCUAAGAUUUAAUAGAAUUAAUUGACUAAUGAUUAUAAUUUAAGGACAAAAAAAUCACUACCUAAUGCUUUACUCAACUGUUAACCGGAAAAGUUGAUUUUUAUUUUAUAUAGAGAUAUUUUUAACAUAACUUCAUGCCUUAUAUCUUAAUAUCAUAAACGCGAUAAGGGGAGGGGGAUUGGGGGGACUUCAGCCCCCUCACUUUUAUCCCCCCCGUUUUUUAAUCAUAUUUUAGUUAGAAAUAAUAAUUAUAGGAGUUUGUGCUGUUGAUACAAUUUUAGUCCCCCAACCCCCAGAAAAAUAUUCUUAGUUGCACCUAUGAUGUACGUGCGUAUUUGUAUUUUUUUCACAAAGUUACCCUAAUUCACCAAAUUGUAAAUGGGUAUAUGCCGUAAACCCAUUGUUGUGAUUCCAUUAAAUUUCAACAGGUGCAAAACUUUCACAAGUCCAAUAAUCAUAAACACAAUUAAUUAUAAGUCAUAUUUGAAGCCAUUGCUUUGCUCGCGUACUUUGAUUACAUACAAACAUCAAAAUCUGUUUAUUUUUAAGACUAUACCUAUAAUAUAUGUAUAAGAAUAUGCUAUGUUUAGAGACACGGACGUCCGUGUUGUAAAAAUGCAAUAUUUUUUUGAAACAAUAAAUGUUAUUUUAUUAAAAUUAAGUAUAUAGCUUAUGAAAAUAACACUGCUAUAAUUGAUAAUAGUAUUCACAACAUUUUUAAAUAUGGUUAUCAAAAUAAUUCAAUAAAUCAAUGAAAUAGUAUUGUUUUAAAAAGAUUUUAUUUGAAUAACAAAAUUAUAUAAUAUUCACAACAUUUAACUGUCGGUGUAAUAGUUUUUGAAUUAAGCUGAUACAAUUUUUAUUAAUGUGUUGUAUAUACUGAAUACUCAGUCUUUAUAAUAAAGCAAACGUUAUCUCAAAUACGUUGUUAUACUCAGCAAGAUGUGUACAAAUGAAAAUAAACUCUAGGAAAUCCUUUAAUCUGCUAUUAUAAGAAUAAGUCAUACCAAGGGUUUCUUGAUAAAAAUCAAACACACAAUUUAAGUAGGUUGUUAUGUCUCACGUUUUAUUGUUCACUAUGAAUUAAUUUAGAGCUCUUAUUUUACGUCUUAAUUCAACUACAAUAUUAUUAUCAUUAUUAUUAUUAUUACCUAAGAAUUUAAUACUAUAGGUGGCAAAUAAAUACCACCGAGUUAUGUAAAUUUCCAGAGUACAGAGUAGAUAACUAUUAAAGAUAAAGGGCUGAAUCUCUUCACAUCUCCUAGCAAAUGCGAUUCUAACAAGACCCUAAACAACAAAAUUCGUUCUCAGAUUUCGGAGAUCUACGUUGCUAAAGAUAUAAUUAUCAAAAAUUGACUAAUUUUGUUGACGAUUAAAAAGGAAAUUAUUUUUUAUUACAUUUUAAAAUUUCACAUUUUGAAUAUACUUGACACGCCUAAUGAGCUACCGACCAUCUUUCUAACUCUAGUAGUUUAUGAAAAAAGUUUAAAAAUUUAGGCUUUUUGGGGUUAAACACUGACGUUUCUCUGGAUUCAUAUCAUUGUAAUACUUGGAAAUGAUACGGACCUAUUUGGUUAAUAUCUUAUAUUAAACUUAACUUGAAUACCCGCCGGCCACCAACUCUUUAUUACUGAAUUACAUUAUUACUAUUUUUUCUUCUAAUUAUCAUACUUACUGGAUUGAAAAUCAAGAAAAUAUUAUAACUCUUCUUGUUAACAUUAAACACGUUUUACAUUAUAUUGCCUAAUAAAUGUAUUUGAAGAGUUGGUCGAUUAUGAAAAUAAUAAUUUAAUUUGCUCAUUAAAAAUAAAUUGUGUGCGGUUGAAUUCAUCAUGUAAAAAUGAAUGUAUUUCAAACAUUUAUAAUAUCUACUGUGUAGUAAAAUUGCAUGAAUGCUUUAUAUUGUUUUUUUGUAAAUUCUGAAAAAAUAAAUAAUAUAAUAUUUCGAUUGGUAAGCUUUAACAGUCGAUACAUUUUGGAUUCGACCACUCAGUUUUCAUGUAUUGUGUACGAUUAAACAAAAAAGAUAAAACAAUUUUUGUAAAUACUAUGACAAAAAUAACUAAUAUAAAAAAAAUACCUAUUUUUGCAUGACAAAAAUUUAAAUUAUUUUUAAUACAAUACUGAUACAAGAUAGAUAUUUUUUUUACGUUUUGACUAAUUGUUUUUGUAUUACAAAAAUCAUAUGUAAAUUAAAAGGGUUUAUUUAUAUGGUACGUACAACUACGUACUAUAUGUGUAUGAUAAGGUCUUUGAAAGAAUUGUAUCUAUAAAUAUUAUUUUUUGGUUCAGUUAUAAUAGUAUUAUAAUAUAGUAAUUUUAUUUCAAGUUUAAUAUGUUUGUAAACACAAAUAGUUAACUUAGUUUAUGACUCGAGUGCCUUACUCAGACAUUUUUUUUACCUUAUAUAAACUAUUAUUCAGCUCUGGUGUAAAUUCAUACUAUAAGAAUGUUGUCUAAAAAAUGGGUACCUACAAUAAGUUUUCACACGUUCAUUUAUUUACAACACCUAAAAUAACUUAAUGAAUGCGGCAUUAUCCGGUUUAUUUCGUUAGUCAAAGUUUUUAAAUUCCUUUAACGAAAAUAUACAAUACUUUUUUAUUUACACUUCAUGUAGGUAUGCAAUAAUGUUAAAAUCCGAUUAAUUUGUGUUAUUAAAAUACAUUUUCGAAACAACA
This is a messenger RNA of Metopolophium dirhodum (rose-grain aphid), 4269 nucleotides long. Its product is annotated as probable cytochrome P450 6a13. The transcript has 4 exons. Bases 90 to 1616 code for a protein of 508 amino acids. The record is from RefSeq and is a predicted model, not a curated record. Gene Ontology annotation, molecular function: iron ion binding; monooxygenase activity; oxidoreductase activity, acting on paired donors, with incorporation or reduction of molecular oxygen. NCBI's taxonomy places the organism in Eukaryota, Metazoa, Arthropoda, Insecta, Hemiptera, Aphididae.